AAUAAACUCAAGGUUUAAGUUACUCAGAAAAAAAAUAAAAGGAGCCAACCAACUUCCUACAAUAUUAUGACCUACCAAAAGGCAGAUCCAGUUCUUGUUCGUUUGGACGAUUUGAGAUCGGGAAAUGUUGAUCUUAAGCGCCUCGAGAAGGCAUUUGGUCCCGAGUCCUUAGGAAUAAUCGUUGUUAGCGGUCUUCCAGAGAAGUUUAUAGGGUUACGCCAAAGGCUUCUAUCGUUUGCCUCACAUUUGGGAAAUCUUUCACAGUUGGAUGGUAGUCAUGCGGAAAAGAGAAGCUAUCAAAUGAUAAAGGAGGGAUUGUUAGUGGGGUUCAAGGAAACCUUCGAGGAAUUCUGUGUAAUGGUUAUUGAUAUCGCUGGCCUAGUUGCUAGGGCAUGUGAUAGAUAUGCAUUAAAGCACAUCUCCGGUUACCAGGAGGGAUAUCUUGAGCACGUAGUCAAGACUUCCACUUCUACCAAAGCCCGCCUUCUUCAUUACUUCCCGCCUCCAGCUCUCGAGACUGGCUCCAUCGAAACCGAGGAAGACCUCGACAAUUGGUGUGGGACACAUCUUGAUCAUGGCUGCCUGACAGGUCUAACUUCUGCCAUGUACGUGGACGAAGGCUCCCUAACUCUUGAUAUCUCUAGAGGCGUAGAUCUCCCGGAGCUUGAGUCGGCACCGGAUCCAGAUGCCGGUCUUUACAUAAAAGAUCGUAAAGGUGGUGUCGCUAAAGUUGGUAUUCCAAGGGACUGUCUUGCUUUUCAAACCGGAGAAGCACUGGAGGUUAUAACCAAGGGCAAGUUGAAGGCUGUUCCACAUUUUGUGAGAGGUUGCAGAGCUGGCAAAGCGGCAGGUGUCAGUAGGAACACUAUCGCAGUUUUUACGCAGCCCAAUCUCUGGGAGAAAGUUGAUGGGGAUAGAGAUUUUGCUACAUUUGCGAAGGAGAUUGUGGCUAAAAACACUGAGGGAUAA
Messenger RNA from Tuber melanosporum (Perigord truffle), 969 nucleotides. RefSeq lists its product as uncharacterized. The transcript is spliced from 10 exons. The coding region runs from base 67 to 969 and encodes 300 amino acids. Lineage: Eukaryota; Fungi; Ascomycota; Pezizomycetes; Pezizales; Tuberaceae. The record is from RefSeq and is a predicted model, not a curated record.